AAACAGAGAAACAGUCGAUUUCACUGAUCCCACAUUGUUCUCGUCCACUUCUUAAUCUCUUAUAUUUGAAAGCCACUGUUGGCUUGGGAGGAAAAUACGCGAGGAGGCUCGCUAAGAGAAGAAAGAGAAAGAUAGUCAAAAGGAUUGAGGCUUUAAACAAGAUAAGGAACACUGUUCAAAUUGCUUACUCUAGGAAUUAAUUUUAAACAAACUACAAUUUUUAAACAAGGCAUUCAUUUGUUUUACGAUUGCAGUUUAGAGAAUUUAAAGAAAACUUUGAAAUAUAAUUAAAUUCUUUAAAUAUACUGGGUGGGCAAUGUGAGUUGCUGACGCAAUAUUAAAAGCAACUCCAAUAAACAAGUGUCAACAAUGAAUAAACACUGUGGAAGGAUGGGAUCUGGAUGGGGUACCAGCUGAAUGUAUGAUAACAUCCUCCAUUUCACACACUUCUUUUGAGAGGUUAGAAACAUCUGAAAGAAUGGAAAUUGAGUGGGUGAGGAGAUUCCUAUGUUUGCUCAUAGUUCUUCAAGUACAGACAUUGUCCUUCACUGAAACCCAUGGUCCUGCCUCAGACAUCUGUGCAACUCACAUCAUCUUGCCAGGUCCAAAAGGUGAGCAAGGCGAAACAGGUGACCCUGGUGAACCUGGGAAAACAGGAAAACUGGGUCCAUCGGGACCAAAAGGAUUGACUGGUGAACCUGGUCAGAAUGGAGAAGUUGGACGAAGGGGUAAAAUAGGUCCGGUUGGUUUAAAAGGUGAUAAAGGAAAUAAAGGUUACCCAGGACCUCCUGGAUUGAAAGGUGAAUCAGGUAGCUUCUGUGACUGUGGAAGAUACCGGAAAAUUGUAGGUCAGAUGGAUAUCAACAUUGCUCGUUUGAACAAUACAAUGCGCUUUGUAAAGAAUGUAAUAGCAGGCAUUAAAGAGACAGCAGAGAAAUUUUACCUCAUUGUGAAAGAAGGGAAGAAUUACAAUGCUGCACUUGUGCACUGCCAAGACAGAGGAGGGACGCUAGCAAUGCCAAAGGAUGAAGAAACAAACACACUGAUUGCUGCCUAUGUGAACAAGACCGGUUUAUCGCGAGUGUUCAUUGGGGUGAAUGACCUAGAAAAGGAAAGACAAUUCAUGUAUACUGAUGCUACCCCUCUCCAGGAUUAUAGUCAUUGGAGACCAGGAGAACCCAACAAUGCGUUUGGAGGUGAGGACUGUGUAGAAAUUGUAAGUGAUGGAGGCUGGAAUGAUGUGGAAUGCCAUCUCACCAUGUAUUUCAUCUGUGAGUUUUUAAAAAAGAUUUCAUGACCGAACCGGUUUUACCAAAGAUGACAUUCAUGAGUGGCUCAUAAUAAAAAUAUUCUGUUUUUAUCUUUGGUUCAUAAUGUGGUAAAUGGUAAUUAAGUACACAUAAUUAGAUCAGUCAAUUCUAUAUUAAAUCAUAAAAUUAUGUACAAAGCUUUUGGAUUUCAAAGGAAGAUGUUGGGGUGAAAUAUUGUUCAAAGAUUUACUUUACUGAUUCAGAAUUUGACUAUUUUGAACUCCAAUUUUUUUUUGGUGUGUUUUGCAAUCAGGGCAGCAUAAUCUAAUAUGUUCCCUGCAGGGUUCCAUGUAAUUUAGCCCCGUACAUUAUUUCCUACUAUACAGCCCAAACCUUUUAAUAUAAUUGUCUCUUUUAUUGUUUAACAGCAGACUCCAUUAUGAAAUCUGUAACACCUUUACAAUCGCUUUUCAAAGAGGUGUGUACCCUAGGUGCUAUGCAUUUUCCAAUUUCUUGUUGUACUUGAUAUAUAUGUCACAAAAAUACCAAAUUCUCAACCACGUGGUCAGCAUUUGUAACUUUUGAGCAUUUGUAACUAAAGUAAUUUGCUCCCUCUGCUGUUAAUUUUUUAAACUCCACUCCAGCAGGUGGGAAAGGUAUAGGGUUAAGGGGAUUAAAAUGGAGAAAAUUGGGUGAUCAGUCAAAGGUUGGUCUGGUAUUAUUUUCUCUUUGGUGAUAUUCAAGUCCUGUUCAGGCAGUAAAACAUCCAAAUAUGUGAAAUUCUUGUAUUCCUUCUUACAUAGUUCCUGUUGUUCAAAAGAUAAACAGCUGUCUGUGUACUUCAUUCCGAACAGAAAUAACACAAUGGAGAGUGCUACUAUUAUUCUUGAACCAUCUUCUUAGAUAGUGGGGACCUGUAAGCAAAUGUUCAACUGUAAUCUGAAUAGGCAGAAUCCCAGUUCAUGGAUAAUCUGGUCAUAUGAUAUGAAUCCAUCCUGGGAUAUCUGGGAGCAAAAAUUCUCUACUGUGAGAAUAAAUCCAAAAGCUGUUUUUACAAAGCUAACAGCAUUGAUUAUAUCUCAGUCCACUGGCAAGAAAGAUGCAAUAGCAGCUCCAUGGGAAAGAGAUAUUUCUGCCAUUUGGAGGAAUUCCAACUAUUGGAUCAUGGAACUUGACUCUUGUCAUGUUUGUUUGGACUUUCUCCACUUUUCAUCUUCCAAUUCAGUCAAAGCUAGGAAGAAAGUCUCAAUAAGUCUAAAAAAUCUCCACUAGAACCAAGACCAGGAGUUGGCCCAAGCAAACUAUCAGUUAACCCCAUCUUGGGCUCCACUGAUGUCACAACUCAGACCCAGCUGCCUGCUGCAUUCACUGCCAAGCUACUGGUUCUGGUAAUGAUCAAUGGCUACUGGUUCCUUCUCGAACUGCUUCAGGCUAUCAGCAGUACCAGCUUGGCAAGUGAGGUGUCUCCUGGCCACAUUUACAUACAAGCUUAGCUUCAAGUGGCUGCACCUGAUACACACUGAUUACAGUGCCUGCUUCUGCGCACAUGUGGAUAUAACUAGUCACUGUGUACCAGCAGGACGAGUUUGUUUCCCUCGAUGUGGGAUAUCAGUCAUGCAGGGAGUCACUGCAACAUCGCUUGCUGUAAUUUAUCAUAGUCCCUUUCUUUAUGCAGUAAGAUAGUGCUACUUACCCAAAACAGCUUGCAGCAGCAGUGAGAAUGAAGUUCAGAGAGUGAGAAAGACAUUAAGAGUUGGAACUUUCCUGUUUAAAAACAUAUUUCCCAUUAGUCUUCUGUUUUGAAAAAGCUGUUGUCAAAUGGAGGUACCUGACACAUUUUGUUUUAGUUUUUGUCUCCUCAAUACUUGAACAUUACUUAGUUCCCGUCCAAAAGUACAUGACGUUAAAUGUAAAUCAUUGUUAUUUUACUUUGCCUUGUAUAGUUUGCACCUAUGUUUAUCUC
Molecule: messenger RNA, 3213 nt
Organism: Stegostoma tigrinum
Lineage: Eukaryota; Metazoa; Chordata; Chondrichthyes; Orectolobiformes; Stegostomatidae
Gene: colec10
Product: collectin sub-family member 10 (C-type lectin)
Exons: 7
Coding region: 422-1297 (291 amino acids)
Source: RefSeq, a predicted model, not a curated record